Glossina fuscipes is the source of this 2782-nucleotide messenger RNA. RefSeq names its product molybdenum cofactor synthesis protein cinnamon (gene cin). Bases 220 to 2037 code for a protein of 605 amino acids. The transcript is spliced from 6 exons. Gene Ontology annotation, biological process: Mo-molybdopterin cofactor biosynthetic process; gamma-aminobutyric acid receptor clustering; glycine receptor clustering. The record is from RefSeq and is a predicted model, not a curated record. NCBI's taxonomy places the organism in Eukaryota, Metazoa, Arthropoda, Insecta, Diptera, Glossinidae. Gene Ontology annotation, molecular function: molybdopterin molybdotransferase activity. Gene Ontology annotation, cellular component: cytoplasm; postsynaptic specialization; dendrite.
AUAUUUAUAUCGUAAAUGUUAUUAAAAUAUCGUAGUUUGUUAUGAAAUCAGUGUGCGAAAAUUGGCGACUCUACGAAUAACGUUUGUUUAUAAUUGUUUACUUAAUUUGCAACAAGUGAAGCUCGUGCACUUUAUUACUCCUAACUGAAACUUUUCCUAUUCGUGAGAUAAUUAGCCGCUUUUAUUGGUACAUGUUUAUUAGUUUAUAAUAGCUUUCCAAUGUCGGAAAUUGUAUUCGCCGUUUUAACAAUUAGUGACACCUGCCAUCAAGAUUCCUCUAAAGAUCGAAGUGGGCCUCGAUUAGUACAGUUGCUUAAGGAUAGCUUUGCUAAGCCUCUUGUUUUCAAAGAAAUUAUACCUGAUGAUCGCGACCUUAUUGAAAACAGGUUAAGGCAGUUAAGUCGUGAGGAUGUUGGUAUAUCUGCCAUUUUUACGACUGGUGGUACUGGUUUUGCGCCUCGUGAUGUUACUCCAGAAGCCACGAAACAAGUUUUGGAUAAAGAUUGCUCACAAUUAAGUAUGGCUAUCGCUUUACAUUCCUUAGAGAAAACCAAAUUUGCUGCUUUAUCUCGCGGUGUUUGUGGUAUAGCAGGCAAAACAUUAAUAUUAAAUUUUCCCGGUAGUGAGAAGGCUGUAGUCGAGUGUUUUGAGUAUGUUAAAGAUUUGUUGCCACAUGCACUGCAUCUUCUGAAUAAUGAUUCAGCGUUGGUGCUGCAAACACAUAAAGAUUUACAAGAGGACCAAGGUGUUCAUCUGCACCAUUCGUGUCCACAUAAAACUAACACAGGUGCGGAUGCGGACCGUAAUUCCCCUUUCCCUAUGAUACAAGUUAAUGACGCUCUGCAUAUCAUUAUGAAAACCAUACGACCACAAAAGAAUCUCAAAAAAUUUUUACUCGAAUUUGAAUCUCCAGUCGACAUACCGCCGUUUAAAGCAUCCAUUAAAGACGGUUAUGCAAUGAAAUCGUCAGGUUUUUCGGGUUCAAAGAAGGUCCUCGGUUAUAUAGCAGCGGGUGAUCCAAUUUUUGCUACAGAUCUGGAAGAAGACGAAUGUUUUAAAAUCAACACCGGUGCUCCUUUACCUGAGCACACUGAUUGCGUCAUACAAGUGGAAGAUACUAAAUUGUUGAGAUGUAAAAAAGAUGGUAGUGAAGAUUUGGUGGAAAUUUUAGUAGAGCCUAAAAAAGAUUUAGAUGUCCGCUCAAGUGGUUACGAUUUGGCAAAAAACUCCAAAUUAUUCCCUUCGUUGGACUUUUCGCCGGUGGUAAUAAAUUCACUACUGGCUUCUGUUGGAGAGUCCACACUCUUAACUAAGCCUUCAAUAGCUGUGAUCUCAACAGGCAAUGAACUCUUAAGUCCACAACAACCAGCACAAUCAAAUAAAAUCUAUGAUUCGAAUACUACUUUACUACAAGAAUUACUGCAAUACUUCAAUUUUCCAGCUCAAAUAACUCAAGUGCUUAGUGAUGAUUUCGAUGAAGUGUUUGAGACUCUUGCUCAGAUGUUUAAAAAAGUCGAUUUUAUUAUCAGCAGUGGCGGCGUUUCAAUGGGCGACAAGGAUUAUAUUAAACCAGUUUUAGCAAAAUUGGGCUUUCAAAUACAUGUUGGACGUGUGAACAUGAAACCGGGUAAACCAAUGACUUUUGCUUCGAAAGAAUCGAAAUACUUUUUUGGCCUGCCCGGCAAUCCAGUAUCAGCAUUUGCUACUUUUCAUUUAUUUGUUUUGCCAGCUUUACGUUGGUUUAAUGGUUGGCCUUACGGAAAGUGCAUGUUGCCGAUUAUAGAAGUGAUCUUAGACAAUGAUAAACUUUCAUUGGAUCCUAGGCCGGAAUAUAUGCGGGCCAGCAUAACUAGUAAAAGUGGUCGACUUCAUGCUUCAAUAACCGGUAAUCAGAUAAGCAGCCGUUUGCAGAGUAUUGUUGGAGCCGAUGUACUCGUGCACCUGCCAGCACACGCAGAGGAUAAACCGGACGCCAAAAAGGGUGAUAUUUUACUAGCGAGCGUGUUGCGUUACGAUUUUAUAACCAAAUAUGAAUGAAAAAAAAAAUGGAAAGCAAGCAGUAGCACAGCAAUAGCAAUAACAAUUGAAAUAACUAUAUUGAGUAUAAUUGGAAUUUUGAUUAGUUAUUUUGUUUGUUUUUAUUCACUUGUUAAUGUAGAAAAGAAAUUAAAUUUCUUUAACCCAAAAAAAGCUUAUACUUAUUUAAUAGUUUUUAAAUGUAUAAAACUCCUUUAGUUGGCCAUUAUUCAUUGCUUGAUACCGAAUAAACAUAUAUAUAUAUAUAUAUAUAUAUGUUUAAGAAAGUGAACAUAUGACUCGGAAAAUGUUGGAUUUUUGUUCAGAAAAACGAAUUUGUUACAAAAACAAAAAAAUAAAACCUUUCUUCUCUUUUUCUCUUCUUUUCGAGGAGCGCUUCGCCCCUAUAAUCUUAGUAAAAUUUCCUAUAUGUCUUAGACAUUUCAUUUCUUUGCUGACCAACGGGAGUAUAUAAUUUGUUUGCAAUCUUUUUACAUACAUUAAAAAUAAAAAUCGCAAUUUUUCUUGCUAUGUUUUUUUACAUAAAGCGUACAUUACUAUUUUGACUUUGUGAUCGGAAUUCGACAGAGUAGCGCUGUUUGCAUUUUAAUUAAAUAGGAUAAACAAUUUUUGAUAUUUCCUUUAAUAAGCUUAUGAAUAUGGUCUGCAAUGCUUUAUGUAUGUAUAGCAUCAACGAUUGAAUAAAAAUAAGAAACAUUUGUGAUAUUAUGUAAAAAACAAACGCUUUUUUUUUUUUUUUUUUUUU